This is a messenger RNA of Eruca vesicaria subsp. sativa (arugula), 564 nucleotides long. Lineage: Eukaryota; Viridiplantae; Streptophyta; Magnoliopsida; Brassicales; Brassicaceae. The record is from the annotation of a GenBank genome assembly.
AUGACAAAGCUCAUCAUUAUCCUCUCUGCACAAAUCCUCCUCCUAGCCGGAGUUGCUUCCGCUGGAGAUGGUGGAGACUUCGCAAGAACUACGUACCAAAAACAUCCGGCCUUCAAAAAAGAGGAGAAGCUCACCCAUCUCCAUUUCUAUUGGCAUGACUCAACAAAGGGUCGAAACCCUAGCUCCGUCAUGAUCCAACAGCCGGUCUCGAACUCCUCCUUAUUCGGAUCGAUCACCAUGACGGACGACCCUUUAACAACAGAUGAGCCAAAGAAUUCGACCGUGGUGGGACAUGCCCAAGGGAUCUAUGCCGGAGCGUCCCAAGGAGAGAUUGGCUUCUUGAUGGUGCUGAAUUUUGCUUUCAGUACAGGGAAAUACAAUGGGAGUACGAUCUCGGUUCUUGGUCGAAACACUGUAUUCUCGAAGGUUAGGGAAAUGCCGGUGGUCGGGGGAAGUGGAAUGUUCCGAUUCGCUAGUGGUUAUGUCAAGGUAAGGACCAAGUCGUUUGACUCCAAGACAGGUGAGGCCACAGUUGAGUACAACUGUUAUGUCGUGCACUACUGA